Molecule: messenger RNA, 1291 nt
Organism: Ectocarpus siliculosus
Lineage: Eukaryota; Phaeophyceae; Ectocarpales; Ectocarpaceae
Source: the annotation of a GenBank genome assembly
UGUCCUGUCUCACUUCGUCCGUGGUCUUUCCACACCUUCCACACACACACCUCACCUACACUGCCACGGAAAAGGACCGCGGUUGGAUCUAGGAGGGUUUCUGCGACCGUAUCGAGCUAUCUGGCCGAGCUCUUAAAAAAGCAGACUUCUCUGCUAUCGGAGGAAACAGACAGCGGGCAGCUGGAUCCAAACAAACAAAUAAACCCGCCGCAUCUGGAGUCGGCGCAACGUCAAGUCAACAGCAGUCAUCAUGAUGUUGGCGUCGUCUACCCGACUGCUUGGCCAUGGGGCUAGCAGGCGGUGGCAACUCGCGCGGGAACUCUCGACGAUCAAGCAGGUGGGCGUUGUCGGGCUUGGGCUUAUGGGCCACGGUGUCGUCCAGGUGACCGCGAUGGCCUCGUCCCCGGAGUACACGGUCGUCGCCGUCGACGGGAGCAAGGACUCCAUUGACGCUGGGAAGAAGCGGAUCGACCAGUCGCUCUCGAAGAUGCUGGACCGGAAGGUGAAGAAGGGCGUUCUUACGGAGGGAGACGCCGCCGCUCAGAAGGAGGGGAUCUCGUCGCGGAUAUCGUACGCUUCUGACGUGUCGGCCCUGGCGGAUUGCGACUUGGUCGUGGAGGCGAUCACGGAGAACCCGGAGAUCAAGUUCUCCCUCUUCAAGGACCUCGCGCGAGUCACUCGUCCGGACUGCAUCCUGGCCUCCAACACGUCUUCGUUGAGCAUCAAGGAAAUGGCCGUAGCUUCGGGGCGCCCGUCGCACGUCGUCGGCCUUCACUUCUUUAACCCCGUGCAACUGAUGAAGCUGGUGGAGGUGGUCCGUUGCGAUGUGACUGACCCGGUCGUGUUUGAGGAAUGCAAGUCUUGGGCACAGACCGUCGGCAAGCACCCGGUGUCGUGCGUGGACACGCCUGGCUUUAUCGUGAACAGGCUGCUCGUGCCCGGCCUUGCCCAAGGAAUGCUCAUGUACGACCGGGGUGACGGGUCAGUGGAGGACAUCGACAAGUCCAUGGAACUUGGGGCUGGACAUCCCAUGGGACCACUCACAUUGGCGGACUACGUGGGUCUCGACAUCUGCCUCUCGAUCUUGGAUGGAUGGGUGCAAAAAUACCCGGAUGAACCUUCGUUCGUCGUGCCGGAAUGCUUGCGGGAAAAGGUGGCGGCCGGCAAGCUCGGACGGAAGAGCGGCGAGGGCUUCUAUCUGUGGGACGGCGACAAGCGGACAACCGUGGCGCCUUGAUACCCGAGUAGCGCUUUCAAGGCACAAUAAAAAAAAAACAAUUUGAAUAUUGUC